AUGUUCAAGAAGAGCGAUUGCCACCACGAAAAAACAAAGCCCGACGUGCCCCUUCGAACCGAGCGCCCGGUCAUGGGCUUGCGGACGGAGAAGAACUUUGUAGUCGCCAACGCGGUGGAGAACACGAUGGCGGUGCCUACCAAGGUAAUGCCAGCCCCACAGCCUCGUGCAACAGAUCGCGAGGACUUUGGCAAGGUGCCGCAGUACAUCACAGAAAUCAAAGGUGACCUGAACGCGCGCAAGCAGAUGCUCGAGGACCUCAAGGCGGCGGACAGAGGUGCUCAAGAGCGGUGGUCGGAAAUUUCUCUGUCGGAGCUGGCGCAGCUGCGCGAUGGCCUUCAGCGUCGCUGGGACAUCCUCAACAAGGACUACCAGACGAAAGGAUUCAGCAAGUUGGAAACACCAUCGCAGCGUGCACAUCAGGAACUUGUAGAGAGGCAGUUGGUGGCCGUAGAGUAUGCGAUGCAGAAGCUUAGCCGGCAGCACGUCUUUGUAUUCGACGAUCAGAAAUGA
Molecule: messenger RNA, 513 nt
Organism: Leishmania braziliensis MHOM/BR/75/M2904
Lineage: Eukaryota; Euglenozoa; Kinetoplastea; Trypanosomatida; Trypanosomatidae
Exons: 1
Coding region: 1-513 (170 amino acids)
Molecular function (GO): calmodulin binding
Source: RefSeq, a predicted model, not a curated record